GAGCGAGGUUCGCGGAAAGGCAGCCAGACUCCUCCUUAUCUCCAGUGUCAAACUUGACAUCAGCCUGCGAGCGGAGCAUGGUAACUUCUCCAGCAAUCAGAGCGCUCCCCCUCACAUCAGUGGCAUGCUUCAUGGAGAUAUGCUCCUCUCACUGCCCUCUGCACCAGCAACAUGGAUUGUCACCUCUCCAUCCUCCUCCUUCUCAGCUGCUCUGUUCUCAGCUGCCUGGGGGAACUGACUCUCCAGCCUUCCAAUGAAGUCAAUCUACUGGAUUCAAAAACAAUCCAAGGGGAGCUGGGCUGGAUCUCUUAUCCAUCACAUGGGUGGGAAGAGAUCAGUGGUGUUGAUGAACAUUACACACCCAUCAGGACUUAUCAGGUGUGCAAUGUCAUGGAUCAUAGCCAAAAUAAUUGGCUGAGGACAAACUGGGUCCCCAGGAACUCAGCUCAGAAGAUCUAUGUGGAGCUCAAGUUCACUCUCCGGGACUGCAAUAGCAUUCCACUGGUUUUAGGAACCUGCAAGGAGACUUUCAACCUGUACUACAUGGAGUCUGAUGAUGAUCAUGGGGUCAAAUUCCGAGAACAUCAAUUUACAAAGAUUGACACCAUUGCAGCUGACGAAAGUUUCACACAGAUGGAUCUUGGGGAUCGUAUUCUUAAACUCAACACUGAGAUUAGAGAAGUAGGUCCUGUCAACAAAAAGGGAUUUUACCUGGCUUUUCAAGAUGUUGGUGCUUGUGUUGCCUUGGUCUCUGUGAGAGUGUACUUCAAAAAGUGCCCAUUUACAGUGAAGAAUCUGGCUAUGUUUCCAGACACAGUACCUAUGGACUCCCAGUCUCUGGUGGAGGUUAGAGGUUCUUGUGUCAACAAUUCUAAGGAGGAAGACCCUCCCAGGAUGUACUGCAGUACUGAAGGCGAGUGGCUUGUGCCCAUUGGCAAGUGCUCCUGCAAUGCUGGUUAUGAAGAAAGAGGUUUCAUGUGUCAAGCUUGUCGACCAGGCUUCUACAAGGCUUCCGAUGGUAAUAUGAAGUGUGCCAAGUGCCCGCCUCACAGUUCUACUCACGAAGAUGGUUCAAUGAACUGCAGGUGUGAGAAUAAUUACUUCCGGGCAGACAAAGACCCUCCAUCCAUGGCUUGUACCCGACCUCCAUCUGCACCAAGAAAUGUUAUCUCUAACAUAAACGAGACCUCCGUUAUCCUGGACUGGAGCUGGCCCCUGGACACAGGAGGCCGGAAAGAUGUUACCUUCAACAUCAUAUGUAAAAAAUGUGGGUGGAAUGUAAAACAGUGUGAGCCAUGCAGCCCAAAUGUCCACUUCCUCCCUCGACAGUUUGGACUCACCAACACCACAGUGACAGUGACAGAUCUCCUGGCACACACUAACUACACUUUUGAGAUUGAUGCCGUUAAUGGGGUAUCAAAACUGAGCUCCCCGCCACGACAGUUUGCUGCAGUCAGCAUCACAACUAAUCAGGCUGCUCCAUCACCUGUCAUGAUAAUCAAGAAAGAUCGAACAUCCAGAAACAGCAUCUCUCUAUCCUGGCAAGAACCUGAACAUCCUAAUGGGAUCAUAUUGGACUAUGAAGUCAAAUACUAUGAAAAGCAGGAACAAGAGACAAGUUAUACCAUUUUGAGGGCAAGAGGCACAAAUGUCACAAUCAGUAGCCUCAAGCCUGAUACUACAUAUGUAUUCCAAAUUCGAGCCCGAACAGCAGCUGGAUAUGGGACCAACAGCCGAAAGUUCGAGUUUGAAACAAGCCCAGACUCUUUUUCCAUCUCUGGUGAAAAUAGCCAAGUGGUAAUGAUUGCCAUUUCAGCAGCAGUGGCCAUUAUUCUCCUCACCGUCGUCAUAUAUGUUUUGAUUGGGAGGUUCUGUGGCUAUAACAAAUCAAAACAUGGUGCGGAUGAAAAAAGACUUCACUUUGGGAAUGGGCACUUAAAACUUCCAGGUCUCAGAACUUAUGUUGACCCACAUACUUAUGAGGACCCGACACAAGCAGUUCAUGAGUUUGCUAAGGAAUUGGAUGCCACCAACAUAUCCAUUGACAAAGUUGUUGGAGCAGGUGAAUUUGGUGAGGUAUGCAGUGGUCGCUUAAAACUUCCUUCAAAAAAAGAGAUUUCAGUGGCCAUCAAGACCCUGAAAGUGGGCUACACAGAGAAACAGAGGAGAGACUUCCUGGGAGAAGCAAGCAUCAUGGGACAGUUUGACCAUCCCAAUAUCAUUCGAUUGGAAGGAGUUGUUACUAAAAGUAAACCAGUUAUGAUUGUCACAGAAUACAUGGAAAAUGGUUCCUUGGACAGUUUCUUACGUAAACAUGAUGCCCAGUUUACAGUCAUCCAGCUGGUGGGAAUGCUUCGUGGUAUAGCAUCUGGCAUGAAGUACCUGUCAGAUAUGGGAUAUGUACACAGAGACCUCGCUGCCCGGAACAUCUUAAUCAACAGUAAUUUGGUGUGUAAGGUUUCUGACUUUGGACUUUCACGUGUUCUAGAGGAUGAUCCAGAAGCUGCUUAUACAACAAGAGGAGGGAAGAUUCCAAUCCGGUGGACAUCACCAGAAGCAAUAGCCUACCGCAAAUUCACAUCAGCCAGCGAUGUAUGGAGUUAUGGGAUAGUUCUCUGGGAGGUGAUGUCUUAUGGAGAAAGACCAUACUGGGAGAUGUCCAAUCAGGAUGUAAUUAAAGCUGUGGACGAGGGCUAUCGCCUGCCACCCCCCAUGGACUGCCCAGCUGCGUUGUAUCAGUUGAUGCUGGACUGCUGGCAGAAAGACAGAAACAACAGACCCAAGUUUGAGCAGAUUGUCAGCAUCCUGGACAAGCUCAUCCGGAAUCCCGGCAGUCUGAAGAUCAUCACCAGUGCAGCAGCAAGGCCAUCAAACCUUCUUCUGGACCAAAGCAAUGUGGACAUCACUACCUUCCGCACGACAGGUGACUGGCUUAAUGGAGUCCGGACAGCACACUGCAAGGAAAUCUUCACAGGCGUGGAGUACAGUUCUUGUGACACCAUAGCCAAGAUUUCCACAGAAGACAUGAAAAAGGUUGGUGUUACUGUGGUGGGGCCACAGAAGAAGAUCAUCAGUAGCAUUAAAGCUCUAGAAACUCAAUCCAAGAAUGGCCCAGUUCCAGUGUGAAGAACUUCUUCUGAAGAAGCCCAUGGAAGAUGUGACAUCACUCUAUAGACAUAUGAGAAUGCUGGAGAUGCCAGUGGAAGUUCUUUGUCCAAUAAGACACUCUUAUACGAGUACAAAUGCCUUAAAAUGGAAUUGAAAAACUCUUUAUUUUCCCCUAUCAUUUAGUGAAUGGGUGGGUGGGUAUAUUUUGAUUUGAUAAUUGCUUUUCUGAAUAUUAGUUGAUAGAUUACAUUUAAAUUCUUCAGUGCAAAUUGGUGAAGAACUAGCAUAGAGCCAUUGAUCAUAAACUGACUAUCACAAAAGCAAAACAAGUAAAAUAACAAAAUGGACAUGAUGGCUUCAUUUAUGAAUAGCCACAAAAGAAAAGACUUGUGAUAUUUUUUUACACAGAAGAACUCUGUAACAGGUAUUUUGUUUCUUUAAAAACAAGCAAAAUAGAGGAGUUUAUACCUCAAACUAUCUGGCCAUAUUUACUACCUUAUCAUCGUAUUAUUCUCUUUUAUCUGUUGAAAGCAUAUAGAGAAGAAUUUUGUAGUUGUUUUAAGUACUAUACAUUUUAAUUGUUAGUAUCUUUAAGUGUAUCAUGUAAAAAUGUGUCUUAAUUUUUGAAAAAAAGUAUGUAUUUAUUUUCUUUUGAAUUGUCUUUAUUGUUUUAUAUUUAUGCCUUGAUGAUUUAAUUUGGAUUUGUUACAGCCAAGUGCCAAAUGCUCUCUCAAACUGUCAGCAGUAGAAAACUUGCUUAACAAGACACAGAGAAUGAAGGGUUUCUUUUCAGAUAUUCUGAGCCAUCCACUCAUAUCUAUUAAAAAAAAAAUGUAACACUUGUCCUGUUCAUUCAGUAACCAAAUUUCUCACUGUCUGAAUUAUCCCAUUCAUUUUUGUCUCUCCAUUUAUUAUAAACCAUAUGCUCCUAAUUUAGUACAUACUGGCUUGCAUGUAAUAGAAUUUUAACCAGACAUUCCUUUCCUGCUCUGAUGCUCAGAAGCCAUCAGCUCCUUCCAUUCAUGAAGGAGCCAUGUUAGAGCUCAGAGAAUAGCUACACUGGAAAGACCGGAAAUGCUAUUUAGAUUGUUGCUUUAAUUGACAACACAGCCAAAUGGCCAAUGCAUGAAUGAAAAAAUCACUUACUGACUUUGAAAAGUCACUUAGUAUCUUUGCUUAAAUUUGAUGGAAUUGAUGAUAAUUAAACUGCACAUCUGUAUCACUGAGUUUUAAACCAAUUAAUUAAACAUUGUUAUCAUCAAUAUCAUAUAAUUAUCUUUAACCGUCUUCCAUUCAGUACACCUAUUGUAAUUUUGGUGUAUAAAAAUAGAAGCCUUGAACUUCUUUGCAUUUAUUGAACAUACCACUUUUGAAAUAGCUAGCCAUCUAGCACAUGCUUCAAAAAUAUAUAGGCGUUGAAGAAAUGUCUCAUUUUAGGGAUUUAGCUGUUACAUGGAGGCCACCAAUGAGCAUGUUCAUUAAGAUUCAAAAGGAUGUACCUGGUGAAAAUCUAGCUACCAAUAUAUUCUUAUGCAACAUUUUAGAUCUACCUAUACUCUUUCUAAUGCUGAUAUGAUAAUGUCAUGGAUAUAAGGAAUGCGUAGGUCAUGAGAAUAGAAUGGAUGAAACAAUGCUACAACAUUUAUGAUUGUAUGCAAAAUGGGACACUAAAGGAAUAGAAAUUCCAAUAACAGAUCAAAAUUCACAAGUAAUAAUCUAUUGUAGAUAUAGUGUAAUAAGGCUUAGAUUGUGUUUUUUAAAAUGUCAGACUGUUUUCCAAAUUUUGACAACAUUCUUUUAUAGUCGAAUCAUGCUAUUAGAAUUUUAUAUUGGAUACGUAAGAGCAUGAACUUUUUAAAAAGGCAUAUGCAAUUAUAAAAUUAAUCAAACAUUUCAGUUAAGCCUGCUAGAAGCAGAAGGAAAAAAUUCUUCUAAUUAAGUAUUUUGUUUUGGAAUAUUAGACUGAGAUUCAAAUCUGGCUUCAAUCUCAUUUUUUCCCAGAGUAGCAUUUAAUUUUUUAGACACUAUUCUGGGUAUACUCAACAAAAUCUGUGCAUUUCAUAAAGUAGUAGAAAUUGAGGAUUGUUGUAUCUAUUGCACUUAUUUUGGCUGUGUUUUUUUUAUUUGAAAGUAGAGGUUGUAUAUACAACCUUUUCAUUUUUUUUAAUAUUCUUCAUGAUUACUUUUCAUUUUUUUCAGUAUUUUUCUACCUGACUUCUUAUAAAUUUACUUUACAUAAUUCUUACCUGUACAUAUGUAAACAUAGCAGUGUAUGAUUCUUAACUGUGGAGUAGAGGUACUAAGAAUACUCAUGGCCAUCUCUUUGUACAGGAAUUGCAUUGACUUUCAAUAAACAUGAAGCCACAAGUCCUUCACAAUGUCAUGUACCAUAUUAUCUGUUUUGUAUCUUAAAUUUGAUUUAUACAUAUUAUUUAUUUCUGGUAAAACACACAGUUUAUGCUGUACUAGGUAUCUAUUAAGCCAUGUACAAAUGUGAUACGGUUAGCAAUAUGUGUUUACUUUAACCUUGUCUUUUCAAAACAUUGCUCAUUUAGUUUGUGCUGUGCAAUGUAGAUGGCCUCUUACUAAUGUAAAAUGAUUUGUAGUGGAAACAUUUAUAUUUUUAUAAUAAACAUAAUGAAAAUAUUUUUACAGAUUGGAA
Messenger RNA from Ictidomys tridecemlineatus (thirteen-lined ground squirrel), 5770 nucleotides. It is a transcript of the gene Epha3, whose product is annotated as EPH receptor A3. The record is from RefSeq and is a predicted model, not a curated record. NCBI's taxonomy places the organism in Eukaryota, Metazoa, Chordata, Mammalia, Rodentia, Sciuridae. Gene Ontology annotation, cellular component: plasma membrane; dendrite. Gene Ontology annotation, molecular function: protein binding; ATP binding; transmembrane-ephrin receptor activity. Gene Ontology annotation, biological process: ephrin receptor signaling pathway; protein phosphorylation; axon guidance.